AUGUCUUACUCGUCCAUGGCAGUCCGCUAUUUCACAGCUCCAAAGCCUCUGGGGGGCACUAUGGAUCCUUCCCGAAGCCAGUCAAACCUGGAGCCCAAGAUCAAACCUUCUUCCAAUCCAGCGAUGAUGAAUGGCCAUUCAUCUCCUGCCAAGCAAGAGAAGAAGGGCUUGACGUUUGCCAACCAGGACUCUUUGCCCAAGCUACCUAUCCCUGAUCUGGAAAGUACUUGCAAGAAGUAUCUCGAUGCCCUAUCGGCAUUGCAAUCUCCUAGAGAACAGGAAGAUACAAAGGCUGCCGUUCAGGACUUUCUCAGAACCGAUGGCCCGGCUCUUCAGGAGAAGCUGAAGAAUUAUGCGACGUCGAAGACGAGCUACAUCGAACAGUUCUGGUACGACUCUUACUUGAAUUAUGACAACCCUGUUGUCCUGAACCUCAACCCUUUCUUCUUACUGGAGGACGAUCCCACUCCUGCCAGAAACAACCAGGUGACCCGGGCUGCAUCGCUCGUCGUCUCUGCUCUCUCGGUCGUCCGAGCUGUCAGGCGGGAGGAACUGCCACCGGACACCGUCCGGGGAACGCCACUUUGCAUGUACCAGUACUCCCGACUCUUCGGAACCGCGCGUCUCCCUACAGACAAUGGAUGCGUUAUCAGCCAGGAUCCCCACGCUAAACAUAUCGUUGUCUUAUCUCGGGGCCAGUUCUACUGGUUCGAUGUUCUUGAUGACAACAGUGACUUGAUCAUGAGCGAAAAGGACAUCGCCGUCAAUCUGCAGGUCAUCAUUGGCGAUGCAGUGCAGACCCCGAUCCAGGAUGCCGCAAAGGGCGCCCUAGGUGUGCUGAGCACGGAGAAUCGUAAAGUCUGGUCGGGCCUGCGGGACAUUCUGACCAAGGAUGAGGGAUCCAACAACUCCGAAUGCCUGGACAUUGUGGACAGGGCCCUGUUCGUGGUCUGCUUAGAUUGGACCGAACCGGAGAACACGUCGCAGCUCUGCGCCAACAUGCUCUGUGGUACAAGCGAGGUCGUCAGGGGUGUUCAGGUUGGUACCUGCACCAACCGCUGGUAUGAUAAGCUGCAGAUCAUCGUGUGCAAGAACGGAAGUGCUGGGAUCAACUUUGAACACACCGGUGUGGACGGCCAUACUGUGCUGCGCUUCGCCAGCGACCUCUACACGGACACCAUUCUCCGCUUUGCGAAGACCAUCAAUGGUCAGGCUCCGUCGCUGUGGGCCACCACCAGCCCAGAUCCCUCGAAGCGUGAACCCCGGAGCUUCGGCAAUGUGAGCACCACUCCCCGGAAGCUAGAAUGGGACAUGGUGCCCGAGUUGAGCAUUGCCCUGCGAUUUGCCGAGUCGCACCUCGCCGAUCUUCUCCAGCAGCAUGAGUUUGCCGUCCUCGACUUUGAAGGGUACGGCAAGAAUUUCAUCACUUCGAUGGGCCUCUCGCCCGAUGCGUUUGUGCAAAUGGCCUUCCAGGCCGCCUACUACGGGCUGUAUGGGCGCGUAGAAAACACCUACGAGCCCGCAAUGACGAAGUUCUUCCUCCACGGCCGCACCGAGGCCAUCCGCUCGGUCACGAAUGAAUGUGUUGAUUUCGUGCGGACCUUCUGGGCCGACAACCCGGCCGAGCAAAAGGUCGACGCCCUCCGCAAAGCGACAGAGAAGCACACCGCCAUCACCAAGGAAUGCUCCAAGGGACAGGGUCAGGACCGCCACCUGUAUGCUCUGUACUGUGUCUGGCAGCGAUCCUUCGACGAGGGGAGCGCUUCUGCGGGCAGCAGUGUCGAUUACGGAUCGAACGGCUACUCGAGUCCUGUGGAGAACGGUUCGGCCAGCGGCUCGCCCCCGACGACGUCGUCGAUGUCGGAGGACGGACUCUCCUCGAACGGCUACAGCUACCGCGGUGCUCGCACCCUGCAACCUACCCCCGCCAUCUUCAGCGACGCCGGGUGGGACAAGAUCAACAACACGAUCCUGUCGACCUCCAACUGCGGCAACCCAUGCCUGCGACACUUUGGAUUCGGUCCGACCUCGGCGGAUGGAUUCGGCAUCGGCUAUAUCAUCAAGGACGAUUCGAUCUCCAUCUGCGCCUCCUCCAAGCACCGCCAAACGGCGCGGUUGAUGCACACCUUGGAGUCGUAUCUGUUUGAGAUCCGCAAGCUGCUGCGCGCCACGAACCGCAAGGCCCCCAGCCCGCGCACCAGCCGGGCCCGGGAGACGGAGAUGCUCGCCGAGCAGUUCCAUAACGAGCACCGCCGGGGCCGCAUCGUCCGCGGGGACACGGGCUCGAUCCGGGGCACCGAGACGCCGACGACGUACAGCGGCGAUUUGGAGGACGACGGCAUGGGUGGAUAUGGCUUUUUCGACGCCGGCAUGCUGCUCCAUGCUCUGAAGGGCCUGAACGUGGAUCGCGAACGAGGCGACAAACCGGCGAAACGCCGGUUUGUGGGCAAGAAGUUACGGCUGAACGACUACUGA
Aspergillus clavatus NRRL 1 is the source of this 2475-nucleotide messenger RNA. Its product is annotated as choline/carnitine O-acyltransferase. Gene Ontology annotation, cellular component: mitochondrion. The record is from RefSeq and is a predicted model, not a curated record. Bases 1 to 2475 code for a protein of 824 amino acids. Lineage: Eukaryota; Fungi; Ascomycota; Eurotiomycetes; Eurotiales; Aspergillaceae. The transcript is spliced from 4 exons. Gene Ontology annotation, biological process: carnitine metabolic process. Gene Ontology annotation, molecular function: carnitine O-acetyltransferase activity.